Messenger RNA from Pediculus humanus corporis (human body louse), 186 nucleotides. RefSeq lists its product as uncharacterized. The record is from RefSeq and is a predicted model, not a curated record. NCBI's taxonomy places the organism in Eukaryota, Metazoa, Arthropoda, Insecta, Psocodea, Pediculidae. The transcript has 2 exons. The coding region runs from base 1 to 186 and encodes 61 amino acids.
AUGAAUAAUGAAAAAUCUAAAUCAAAGAAUAAAAAGUUAAAGUCAAUGAAAGCUAAUUCGGGAUCAAAUUCAAAUGCCCAGGACGAAAAUUUGUGCUCAGAUUCAGAUUACUACUUUUUAGCGGCGUAUACUACCGCCAUUGUGUUUACAUCACAAUUUUUAGGCUUUUUGGUACCUGUUCCAUAA